AUGAUCGCCUUAGUGUUGUGCGGACUGCUGGCGGCGGUCUCGGCCGCGCCACAGCACUACUACCAUGGCCCGUCACAUUGGUCGUUCUAUCAUUACGACCCCUACAGUUCCUACGUUCAGGGAAGCAUGUUUGGCACACAUAUGGUUUGGUCCAACCUUGGCAACGGGAUGCAAAACUUGGACAACACGAUGAAGACGCUUCCGUUGAAGCUCCCCAGCUCUAAAGACGAAGGUCGCGGGGAAGGCGACAAGUACCGGGUAACUAUACCCCUGCCUGGUUACGAUCAGAAAGACAUCAACGUGAAAGCGAAGGAUGGAGUGCUGAUGGUGCAGGCUACCAGUAAUUUUAAUCAUUACUUGAAAAUACAGAACCUUCCCCGCGAUGUGAAUCCCGAAGGCAACUGGAUUUAUGAGAAAGACGUGUUGAAGAUCACCUUCCCGCUGAAGCAAAAGCAGCCAGAGGAUAGCCAGACGCCAAUUGUAGAGCCCACUAAGACGACCUCUACGAAUGAGAGUCGUGAAGAGAUGGAGUUCACCACCAAGAACAACGUGCGGGACGCUGACGUCAGCUUGGAGACAGCUCAGAAGUUCAAUGAGAUCGCGAACGCUGUAGAAACGACUACUCACGCUGUCAACUUCAGAGACGAUGUGCAGUUCUUGCCGAAUCCAUAUUAA
Messenger RNA from Bombyx mandarina (wild silkworm), 675 nucleotides. RefSeq lists its product as uncharacterized. The record is from RefSeq and is a predicted model, not a curated record. NCBI's taxonomy places the organism in Eukaryota, Metazoa, Arthropoda, Insecta, Lepidoptera, Bombycidae.